Molecule: messenger RNA, 1241 nt
Organism: Fomitiporia mediterranea MF3/22
Lineage: Eukaryota; Fungi; Basidiomycota; Agaricomycetes; Hymenochaetales; Hymenochaetaceae
Product: NAD-binding protein
Exons: 5
Coding region: 22-1119 (365 amino acids)
Molecular function (GO): oxidoreductase activity, acting on the CH-CH group of donors, NAD or NADP as acceptor
Source: RefSeq, a predicted model, not a curated record
CCAAAAUUUAACUCAGCAACAAUGUCCUCCUCGUCCAUUCCUACAUCCGCUCGUGCAGUAGUUCUUCAAAACUAUGUUCCAGAGUCACACGAACUCGAUCUGUCUUCGUCGCCUUCUGGAACCUUCACUGUAAAGGAAAUCCCCAUUCCUAGCCCACUUCCGGAAGACUCCCUGCUCGUUCAAACAGUCUAUCUCUCCAAUGACCCAUACCCUCGUCUUUUUGUAGAAAAGUCUUUCAAGUUUGAACGUGAAGAUAUGGUCCCACUUUCUCUUGGUACGCCUUACCCAUUGCUUGGGCUAAUUGGUCGGGUCGUCCAAGUUGGUGGCAACGACGAGAACGGACCGCAUAAAGUUGGUGAUUAUGUCGAGGUAUUCCAGUCUUACUGGGCGGAUUAUGUCAUUGUGAGGAAAGACAAGGCAAGGGCGAGAAAGGAAGUACCUGGUGUCAGUAUUAGCACAUAUCUAGGUGCACUUGGAAUAUCCGGUGCAUCAGCAUACUGGGUGUUGCACGGAGUACUGAAGCCUAAGGAGACCGAUACACUCGUUGUGAGUGCAGCUGCAGGAUCCGUCGGGAACGUAGCUGUUCAAUUUGCAAAGAAAGUCAUGGGAGUCAAGCGUGUUGUUGGAAUUGCCGGUUCGGACGAGAAGUGCAAGUGGGUGAAGAGCAUUGGAGCGGACGAAGCAGUCAAUUACAAGAGUCCGACGUUUGCUGAAGACCUAAAGAAAGCAACUCCCGAUAAGGUUGACUCGUAUUUCGAUAACGUCGGCGGACCCGUCUUGGACGAGGUGAUGAUGCGCAUGAAACCCCACGGAGUCAUCUGUGCUAUCGGACUCAUGGCUCUUCAGAAAGACCCACAGGCACCAGUAGUCAUGCGCAACUAUUCGCAAAUACUCGUUAACAGGUUGUUGCUGAAGGGGUUCACACUCAUGGACUAUUUUGACCGACUCGGCGAGGCCGAGGAAGCGCUUACUUUGGCAGUAUCUUCAGGAAAGGUUGUGUUGGAUGGGGCUGAGACUGUUGUUGACAUCCACGGAAAUGUUGAAGAGAUCCCGCGCGUGUGGAAUGGUCUAUUCACAGGAGCCAACACCGGGAAGCUGAUCACGAAGGUGUCGGAUUAAAGAGAGACAGCAUGAUCGAAUUCAAUGACGUUACAUUUUACCAGACAUGCAGAUUAUUGCGUCAUUUUGUAACAAGUGCUCUACAGCCGUGCCUAGCAGUUUGUAUACUACUUAAAUAUAUU